Molecule: messenger RNA, 1671 nt
Organism: Cucurbita moschata (crookneck pumpkin)
Lineage: Eukaryota; Viridiplantae; Streptophyta; Magnoliopsida; Cucurbitales; Cucurbitaceae
Product: berberine bridge enzyme-like 15
Exons: 2
Coding region: 1-1671 (556 amino acids)
Molecular function (GO): FAD binding; oxidoreductase activity
Source: RefSeq, a predicted model, not a curated record
AUGGUUCACUGGAGAAGAAUUCAGCUGCUUCUUUUCUUCUGGAUAUGUUCUUCUUCUUGUUCUUCUUCUUCUGCUUUUGUUCAAGAAAACUUUAUUGAAUGCUUUAAUUCCACAACUUAUUCAAAGCAUUCAUUACCUGUUUCGGAAGUGGUUUUCUCAAAUGAAAGUGCUUCUUUCUCCUCUUUGCUAAAGCAUUCCAUUAGAAACCUUAGAUUUCUCUCCACUUCUUCCCCUAAACCUCUUUUCUUGGUGACCCCUUUUCAUGAAUCCCAUGUUCAAGCUGCCAUUGUUUGUGCUAAGGAGAACGACUUGCAAGUUCGAGUACUAAGUGGAGGGCAUGACUACGAAGGUCUCUCAUACCUAUCAUCAUCACAAGCUCCAUUCAUUGUAAUCGAUCUCAUCAACCUUCGCUCAAUCGAUAUCAACAUCGAAACCGAGACUGCAUCAGUGGAGACCGGCGCCACACUCGGCGAAUUAUACUAUAGAAUCGCAAAGAAAAGUCCCAUCCAUGGCUUUCCAGCAGGGAGCUGCCCCACCGUGGGGGUGGGAGGGCAUAUAAGUGGAGGAGGCUUUGGAACCCUUUUCAGAAAAUAUGGUCUUGCAGCUGAUAACGUAAUUGAUGCCAAAAUUGUGGACUUCAAUGGAAGAAUUAUGGAUAGAAACACCAUGGAAGAAGAUCUCUUUUGGGCCAUUAGAGGAGGUGGAGGAGCAAGCUUUGGAGUCAUUUUAUCAUGGAAACUCAAACUAGUUUCUCUUCCUUCAAUUGUUACAACUUUCAAUGUUCAAAGAACCCUAAACCAAGGAGGUACUCACCUUUUCCUUAAGUGGCAAGAAAUUGCUCACAAACUUAAUCAAGAUCUCUUCCUUCAUGUGACCACAAAAGUUAUAGACCAAAAAAUGACCAAAACAACAUCAAAAACACUCAGCCUUUCAUUCACAUCCUUAUUUCUUGGUUCAAUUGAUACCCUCAUCCCAUUAAUGGAUACCCAUUUUCCAGAGCUUGGAUUAAAGAGAUAUCAAUGCACUGAAAUGAAUUGGAUUCAAUCAGUUCUUUUCUUUGCUGAUUUCUCCACAAAAUCCCCACUUGAAAUUUUGAUGCAAAGAUUACCUUCAAUAAGAUCUUCUUUCAUAGCAAAAUCUGAUUAUGUUACUUCACCAAUUUCACAAAGUGGGUUAGAAGGGCUUUGGGCUAAGCUUCUAGAGAAUGAUAAUUCUGAGUUGAUUUUCACACCUUAUGGGGGAAAAAUGAGCCAAAUUUCUGAAUUAGAAACCCCUUUUCCACAUAGAAAAGGGAGCAUUUUUGGAGUCCAAUAUUUGGCAACAUGGGAUGAUAGUAAUGAAAAUGAGAGGCACUUAAGAUGGAUAAGGGAGGUUUAUUCUUAUAUGGAGCCCUAUGUUUCAAUGGCUCCAAGAGGAACUUAUUUGAAUUAUAGAGAUCUUGAUUUGGGAAGAAACUAUGGUAGAAAUACGAGCUAUGAGGAGGCAAAAGUGUGGGGAUUGAAGUAUUUCAAAGGUAAUUUUGAGAGAUUGGUGAAGGUGAAGACCAAAUUUGAUCCUUUAAACUUCUUUUGGAAUGAACAAAGCAUUCCUCUUUUGUAUAAUUGUGAAGAUGAGGCAAGAAUUUGUGAGGUUUACUCAGAUUUAGACUCUGCAAAUGUUCAAGAAAGAUGA